AGGCCACGAUAGGACACAUAAGGGAUUCAAACAUUCACCAGCAACAGCCUCUCAAUUACCACAACUCUUGUUUCCUGGUGCUCCAAACUUUGUCAACAUGGCACAAGUUAUCACCAACUCGGGGCACGAUGACAUGAUCCACGAUGCAGUCCUCGACUACUACGGGCGCCGUCUCGCGACUUGCUCUUCAGACCGCACCGUGAAGAUAUUCGAGGUGGAUGGAGAAACACACAAAUUACAAGAGACAUUAAAAGGCCACGAAGGCGCCGUCUGGUGCGUCUCCUGGGCGCACCCCAAAUACGGCAACAUCCUCGCCUCGGCCGGCUACGACGGCAAAGUCUUCAUCUGGCGGGAAUCCAACUCAACCUGGUCCCGCGUCUUCGACUUCGCCCUGCACACCGCCUCCGUGAACAUCAUCUCCUGGUCGCCCCACGAAUCCGGCUGCCUCCUCGCCUGCGCCAGCUCCGACGGCAACGUGUCCGUCCUCGAAUUCAAGGACAACAGCAUGGACCACAAGAUCUUCCAAGCGCACGGCAUGGGCGUGAACAGCGUUUCCUGGGCCCCUAGCGCCGCACCAGGCAGCUUGGUUAGCGCAGGUGGCGCGGCGGCGGGCGCACAGCGCCGCUUUGUUACGGGGGGGAGCGAUAAUACCCUCAGGCUGUGGGCGUAUGACCAGGCGAGCCAGACGUAUAAGCAGGAGGGUGCUGCGCUGACGGGACACACGGACUGGGUGCGCGAUGUGGCGUGGUCGCCGUCGGUGCUGCAGAAGUCGUACAUUGCGUCUGCGUCGCAGGAUAAGACGGUGCGGAUCUGGACGAGCGAUGCGGCGCACCCGGGGCAGUGGGAGAGCAAGGAGCUCAAGUUUGAUGCGGUUAUCUGGCGCGUCAGCUGGAGCUUGAGCGGGAAUGUGUUGGCGGUUAGUGGGCAGGAUAACAAGGUUAGCUUGUGGACUGAGAACUUGAGCGGCGAGUGGGAGUGCGUCAAGACGAUUGAGGAGUAAGCUGGAGAUAGGGAUGGUGGUUACGGUGUUCCGAAUUUGGCGUUGCGGGAAAAGCAGUGAGCAUACCCGGUCUUACUGUGGGCUGAGCAUAGAUAAUCAAACUUUGCCAUGUACCAUUUCUACAAUCCCUUUGGAAUACAUGAUGCUAUGUGGUCCAGAUUGAGUUUGUUGAUGAACCCAGGUUUCAGGGUCUCAAAUCUAGAACGGGGUCAGCUGUGCUCACUGCCGUGCCUCUCAAACCACCAUAUUUGUAUCACAGAGAAACAAACAGUAUGUGGGAAACAUUUUUUAUUUAUUCUCCAUGCAGCG
Messenger RNA from Pseudogymnoascus verrucosus, 1309 nucleotides. It is a transcript of the gene SEC13, whose product is annotated as GTPase-activating protein S13. NCBI's taxonomy places the organism in Eukaryota, Fungi, Ascomycota, Leotiomycetes, Thelebolales, Thelebolaceae. Gene Ontology annotation, cellular component: COPII vesicle coat; nuclear pore outer ring. The transcript is spliced from 4 exons. Gene Ontology annotation, molecular function: structural molecule activity; protein binding. Bases 98 to 1000 code for a protein of 300 amino acids. Gene Ontology annotation, biological process: protein import into nucleus; COPII-coated vesicle budding; positive regulation of TOR signaling. The record is from RefSeq and is a predicted model, not a curated record.